Messenger RNA from Exophiala dermatitidis NIH/UT8656, 2775 nucleotides. RefSeq lists its product as uncharacterized. The transcript is spliced from 3 exons. The record is from RefSeq and is a predicted model, not a curated record. Gene Ontology annotation, molecular function: inositol phosphoceramide synthase activity. NCBI's taxonomy places the organism in Eukaryota, Fungi, Ascomycota, Eurotiomycetes, Chaetothyriales, Herpotrichiellaceae. Gene Ontology annotation, biological process: sphingolipid biosynthetic process; inositol phosphoceramide metabolic process. Gene Ontology annotation, cellular component: inositol phosphoceramide synthase complex. The coding region runs from base 745 to 2049 and encodes 434 amino acids.
GCUCCUCCGGCUGAAAUUGUCGCCGCCCGCAGUGCCUGCACUGAUUAUUUCUAGUACUGCUAGCGGGCGCCUCGUACGCGGCAUCUCAAACGCCUGGCACUCCCUGGUUCACCUGCCUUUUACUAGCAUCGUCUUCCUGUGUUUCUCUUCCUUCUUCCUCACUUGCGCACACAUCGAGAAUUGAUCAGGGCUUCGUUGUCGUCCCCGUGGAGUCCUCCCGCGAGAUUGUGGCAUCGUCGGCUUUUGCUUCUGUUGGUCUCUUUCUUUUUGGUCCAUUAUUCGCACCGAAAACGCCCCUUGAUCCGUCCGCUUUCAAGUUCUGCUUUGUCCAGCCAAGCUAUCGUUGUCCGCCCAAAAUCACCAUUUUCCUACAGGCACACGACCUCAAUCUCGGCUGUCACGCGAGGUAUCUCGCGACAUCCGACGUUAAGAAUCUUGCGAGCAGGCUCAUCAAUCGAGCGAAUAUCCUUGCCGCUCUUUUUCGACUUUGUCACUCCUUUUGCUCUUUGAAUAAACCACUCCUGGCGGGUUUUCCCACGGCCUUCCCGCGCCUCUUCACCCUUCCACCUCUCACCGGGUCUGCACGUGACCAAUUCUCCGAACCUAGCGACACGCGACAUUCCAACGAUCCACAGCCUCGACUUUUUGCCCGUCUUCGCCCUCAGCACGUUACGGAUGAGCCAUUCUUGACUCUCUUCCCUAAUAUCGAUCUCUUCUACCACCAUUUUACCUAGAUCGCCAUCAAUGGCUUCAACCCCGGCGUUCACCAACGCUACGGCAGUCAUGGCCGACGCCGCAAAGCCUAACUUGGGCGGGGCCCAAUUCGCCUCGCACACUUGGAUGGAACCAAUUAUUGUGGUGUCGAUCAUGAUAGCUUCUCUCACAUUCAAUCGCCGGCGAGGCUACCGAAUCAUGGAUUCGAGUCGGGGUCGUUCACCAACACGAUCUCUCCUUCCGCGUGGUAACCGUGGACAAGAUGAAUGGUCUGCCGACAGCUCUGGUGCCGACGACGAUUCAUAUCUUUCCAACGAUUCAGAUCCCUUUACCUCGACAAAGUUUCCGCCGAAGAAGCGCAAUUGCUGCGGCAUGACAGUGCGCACGCCCAACUCAUCUCGAUUCGCCGACAACAUCCAUUCUCGCAUUCUCGCCAAGUUUCCUUUUCUAAUCGAGAUGUUCUAUUGGGCACUGAACCUGCUGUUUUAUACUUUGACUAAGGCGAUCGCGCAAGUCGCCUUUUCUGGCUACACUGGUCUGCGAGAGCUGGCUCAAGACCACGGCAUUCUCAUUCUCGACAUUGAGCACAAGUCCUGGCUGAGAUUCUUGUUUCCUAUCCAAGAAAGCGAGUUUCAGGCCUGGUUUCUCAACAACCACCUCUCUGUUAUGACGUUCUUGAACCGCAUCUACUCUCUCGUCCAUAUUCCCGGUACAAUUGCCUUUCUGUCAUGGUACUACUACGCCGCACCUUCACACUCGGCGUUCGCCACUGUUCGUCGAACAAUGACGCUAGGUAAUUUCGCCGCCUUUUUCAUCUUCACCUUCUUCCCGUGCAUGCCUCCACGCCUGUUGCCGAAGGAAUAUGGGUUCCACGACACCGUGCGCCAGGCCAACGCCGAGUCUGUCUGGGUGGGCGGCAACUACGUCAACCAACUCGCGGCCAUGCCGAGUCUUCAUUUCACCUACGCUUUCUGUGUUGGAUCUACCUUUAUCUACCAUUCUGGCAUCUUUCGACGGUCACGCGGCCGCAACGAGCCACGCAAGUCCAUCUUCACGCAGAUCUUUUUCCUCGUCGCAGGCAUCUGUUACCCUCUUUUGGUCUUGACGGUCAUUGUUGCCACCGCAAACCAUUACUGGCUCGAUGCCGUGGUCGCCAUGUUUACCACCACCUUGUCCCUGCUGUGCAACAAGGUCUGGUUCUUCUUGUUGCCGGCCGAGGAUAUUCUGUGCUGGAUUCUCAGGGUCGACAAGCCUGCCCCGACAACCGGACAGAGAUUACUGGAUUCGCAAUCGGCCAAGUACCAGGUGGUCAAAGAUGAGGAAGAUUUGAGCUGAAAGGGAAAAAAUAUUAUGAUGGCUUGAACAAGUUGCUGUACUUCUUGCCCCAUUAAUCCUUGGUCCUGUGCCAGUAGAGGCAAGCAAAACCAAAGGGGAGAAAGUAAACAGACAGAAGUGUUUGUUCUCGAUAAAAUCAGCUCCCAGGAUUGGCUUGACAUUCUUGGACAUUUUUAAUUUACAAAAUUGGACUCCAAAGUGUCUGUCUACUAUCUGCCUGCCGGUCUGUCAUGGGGGAUUUGUCAAAGCAGCGGCAAAAGCGUUGCCUUGGUUUCGAACCGAGCAAGUCUCGACUCGAUCUGCCCCCCCAUGGCUGUAAAGCGAAGGGUCUUGAACAGCAGCGGCCAUUUGUUCUUGGAGUCUAGUCCGUGCCUUUUUCCUUGGACCGGGUCACGGUGUUGGCAGGAAAAAUAUAGAUGGGACUACUCAGCACCGGUAGAAUAAAAAUAAUUCGGAGUUCCGGCUUGAAUGAGUAUUUGGAAUUGACAAAUUAUUGAUGUUAUUUUGUUUUUGGGGUAUUCAAUCAGAUGCUGACGGGACAAUAGUACUUGUACUGCAGUGAUCACCGACACUAGUAGUACAUCGCUCGGCACACUGGCAUGGUUAUACUGUAGUAUCUAACAACCACAACCAACUUGAACUACCAAUUAUAUAUACCUGGGUACCUCCGAGGGUACCAGUAGAGUAGUCAGAGCUUUGCUUUGUUUUGGGAAUUUUCGUUUUUUC